AUGUCUCACCAAAAAAAUGAGGGAAAAAAUGAAGAUUACUUUACCAUUGUAACAAAUUACUUUUAUCAUUUAAUAUAUGGAAAUCAAAAUACUCAAAGUUCAAAAUCAGAUUGUUUAGAUAAAGAUUUAUAUGAUGACAUUGUAGAAAAACACAAAAACAGUGUUCAUCAAAUUGUGUAUAAUUUAAAAUUAAAACGCGAAUCGAAUUUUAAUAUACCCACAAGAUUUAGUAUAAACUCCGAAAUUGAAAAAGUUCCAAGUUUGAAGGAAUCAACACAUACAGAAAAUAAAAUUAUUGAGAAUUAUAAAAGUCAACAAAAUGAAGACGAUAAUACAGUAAUUUUGGAGAAAUAUGAUAUGAGAAAAUCACAAAAAAAGAAAAAAGGGGAAAAAAAAAAAAAAAAAAAUUUUGAAUCAUUAAAUUUGGAUAUAUUUUCAUCUGAAGCAUUUCAAUCAAAUAGACCAAAUCAAAAUGAGGUAAAAAAGGAAACAAAAAACGUGACCAAACAAAAUAAUUCAGAGUCAAGAAUAUAUUCUGAAGGAAAUAAAAUGAAUUCCAUAAUAAAAAUUACCGAAAAGGAAAAAAAGACAACAAAUAAAAAAGAAGAGUAUUUUGAAUAUGGGCCAAUAGAUGAAAUGGAAGAAAAAAAGAGCAAUGAAAAUAUUCCAAUAAAUAACAAAAAAGAAAGAAAAAAAAAAAAAAAAGUAACGCACAACAAUUUUAUUAAGCCACUGAAUAAUAAGGUAACAAAUUUGUAUGAUAUAAAUAAAAACAAUCAUGAAACAUUGAAAAAAACAAAAUGUAAUACAAAUAAAAAAAGUAAUAAUGACAACAUGACAAUAAAUUAUAUAUUUGAUAAUAAUAAAAAGUUUGUAAAAAUUAAAAGUAAUAAGGAAAAAAAAGAUGAUAUUAUCAAAUUACCAAAAAUAAAUUUAGUAUCUCAUAAUAACUUUUUAUCAAGUGAAGAAGAAAAUGAAAAAAGGGAAAAUUAUAAACAAUAA
Molecule: messenger RNA, 1002 nt
Organism: Plasmodium berghei ANKA
Lineage: Eukaryota; Apicomplexa; Aconoidasida; Haemosporida; Plasmodiidae
Product: conserved Plasmodium protein, unknown function
Exons: 3
Coding region: 1-1002 (333 amino acids)
Source: RefSeq, a predicted model, not a curated record